GCCUGCCUAACGUCCCCUCUCCAAUGCUCCAACCUCCACCAACCCAUACACACAACACACAGUACACGGUACACUCACAAAAGAAGGCCCUUGCUUUCUUGAAUUCUUCGCCUCCUUGGCGGACUUUUCUAUAAACCCUCCCACCAACCUUCCCUUUUUAGUUUUUAUAUAAUACCCACAAAAUCCCACCCACCCACGGCCUACUACUGAUCAUUUUCACUCCCAUUUCCAUUCCAAGACAAACCAGACAUGGCCUUGGCUCCGACUCCGCUCUCAAAACCAUUCUUUUCCACCAAACCCACCUCCCAAACGCCCCUUUUUACGCUCCCCGCCACCCGGAAAGUUCACACCCGACCCAACACUGUUGUUCGGAGCUCCAUAGCCACUGCUCCAGCUGCAGCCACCGUAUCAAAAGCCUCUGCGAAGGUAAAAUCAGUGAAGGCUAGGCAGAUCAUAGACAGCAGAGGCAAUCCGACGGUGGAGGUUGAUCUUGUAACCGACGGCGCUGAUGGUCAGCUGUACAGAUCGGCUGUCCCAAGUGGGGCCUCUACUGGGAUCUAUGAAGCCUUGGAGCUUAGAGACGGUGACAAAAGUGUCUAUGGGGGUAAAGGGGUCCUUAAUGCUGUCAAAAACAUUAAUGAUAUAUUGGGUCCCCAGCUCGUUGGUGUUGAUGUCAGGAAUCAGGCUGAUGUUGAUGCAAUAAUGCUGGAAAUUGAUGGAACGACAAACAAAUCAAAACUUGGGGCUAAUGCAAUACUGGGAGUGUCUCUUAGUGUGUGUAGAGCUGGUGCAGGUGCGAAGGGAAUUGCAUUGUAUAAGCACAUUCAGGAAGUGUCGGGGACAAAAGAGCUUGUAAUGCCAGUCCCAGCAUUUAAUGUGAUUAAUGGAGGUAGUCAUGCUGGUAACAAUUUGGCCAUGCAGGAAUUUAUGAUACUACCUGUUGGAGCUACUUCAUUUGCUGAGGCUCUUCGUAUGGGUAGUGAAGUUUAUCACACUCUGAAGGGAAUUAUAAAAGCAAAAUAUGGACAAGAUGCGUGCAACGUUGGAGAUGAGGGGGGAUUUGCUCCCAAUGUGCAGGACAAUAGGGAGGGACUGGUACUGCUCAUGGAUGCAAUUGAAAAGGCUGGUUACACAGGGAAGAUUAAGAUUGGGAUGGAUGUGGCUGCUUCAGAAUUCCUUACAAAAGAUGGGAAAUAUGAUCUCAAUUUUAAGAAACAACCAAAUGAUGGUGCUCAUGUGCUCACAGACCAGAGCCUCUGUGAACUCUACAAGGAGUUUGUAAAAGAUUUCCCUAUUGUAUCCAUUGAAGACCCUUUUGAUCAGGAUGACUGGAAAUCAUGGGCUUCUUUGCAGUCCUCAGUUGACAUACAACUAGUUGGUGAUGACUUGUUGGUCACUAAUCCCAAAAGAAUAGCUGAAGCAAUUCAGAAGAAGGCCUGUAAUGCUUUGCUACUAAAGGUUAACCAAAUUGGUUCAGUAACCGAAUCAAUCCAAGCAGCCCUUGACUCAAAAACUGCUGGGUGGGGUGUUAUGGUUAGUCAUCGUAGUGGUGAAACCGAAGAUAACUUCAUUGCAGAUUUAUCUGUGGGUCUGGCCAGCGGACAGAUCAAGACAGGAGCACCCUGCCGAAGUGAACGGUUGGCCAAGUAUAAUCAGCUUCUUCGCAUUGAAGAGGAGCUUGGAAAUGUUCGCUAUGCUGGUGAAGCUUUCAGAUCACCUUGAGAAGACAGCAAAUUUCAGCUUUAUUUGAUUAUUUUUAGCUUAAGAACGGAUGACUGAUGCUGAGCAUCCCAUAAUUGACGAUUCAAAGAUGAUGGCUGGAGGCCAUUUUGGUAUACUGAACGGCUUCUGAUGUGCUGCGACAAGUUGGAGGAUUAGGAGGAUUUAGAAAUUGUCUGAUUGGCCACCUAGGUUAAUAUCAUGAAUGAAAUAAAUAAAACUGUUUGUAUUGUGGCCUAUGAGAUAGACAACUCUUUUAUUACCCCAGGUGAAGCGCCCGUUGGUGUAUACAUUUGUACCUCUGCUUUAGUGAAUUUUGGUAAAUUCUACAAGCUCAAUUUUGCUUAGUAA
This is a messenger RNA of Coffea eugenioides, 2070 nucleotides long. Its product is annotated as enolase 1, chloroplastic. The transcript has 7 exons. The record is from RefSeq and is a predicted model, not a curated record. The coding region runs from base 250 to 1722 and encodes 490 amino acids. Gene Ontology annotation, molecular function: magnesium ion binding; phosphopyruvate hydratase activity. Gene Ontology annotation, biological process: glycolytic process. Gene Ontology annotation, cellular component: phosphopyruvate hydratase complex. NCBI's taxonomy places the organism in Eukaryota, Viridiplantae, Streptophyta, Magnoliopsida, Gentianales, Rubiaceae.